CCAAAUCGAACGAUGUCACUGACACUUUAUAUUUCAAAAAUCACAAAUAUAACACAAAAUUGUUAGACAAUCAAAUCGGAUAACGAAGGGAAAGGAAAGCUACCAAAAUGCCGCCAAAAGUGAAGAAGGAGAAGAAGGAUAUAAACAAGGUGACCCAGGUGGACAGGACCUUCUAUGAACUCACCAUCACGGAUCUGAAUCAAAAGUUGGCUCGCCUGCGUUCCCAUUUAACCAGCGUGGAUGAAUCCAAUAUUGUGCUCACCGAAAAACUCAAGGAAGUGGAAUCCGAUGGCGUGGAUGUGGCUGCCCACUUGGAACGCACUUUGGCGGAGAGAAACAAUUCGAUUACGGAACUGGAGGAACGUCUGGUGGAGAUCACCAAAGUGCGGGAAGUGGAAAACCGCAUUGCUCAGGAGAAAAUCGGGGAUUUGGAGGCCAAAUAUAAAGCCAUGCAUGAUCAACUGACUUCUGAAAUAAAACUACUCAAUGGCAAGCUAAAUUCCCUAGAUGAAUUCCGGAUUCAGAGAGAUGUCCUUUUGGCUAAAUUCGAUGAUCAGGAAGCGGAUCUUAAUGAGAGGGAAAAGGAUCACAAGGAGGCUCUAUAUAAUAUGGAACAACGAGCUGUGGUGGAAAAGGAUGCUCUGAAAAAGGAGGUGGAGCAGAAGUUGCUACAAGUUUCAGAGGAUUUUACUCGCUCCAGUGAAAUUCGAAAUGCUGGUUACACUCGUCGCUUGAUUCGUGAAAAUAUUGCUUUGCAAAAGGAGAUUGAUUUACUGGUCAUGUCGCAAAUAAAACUUCAACAAGCCUACACCAAUCAGAAAUCCAAACAUAAGGAAAUGGAGGAGCAAUAUAGUGCCCUCGAUCAGAUCAAGAAUGAGUUGGUUCGCAAUUCUGUAAACAAAAUCAAGAUUAUAGAAGGUCUUACCCGAAACUAUGAGAAACUCAAGGCAAAAUAUGUAGAAGUUUUACGCUAUAAGAAGGCCUAUGAAUCGCAUCUCCAGGCGGAGAAGUGUGAAAAUGUCAAGCAAAAGGAUGCAGCUGGAAAACUACGUAAUUUGGCCAAGAGAAUGGAAAUUGUGGAGCUGGAAAACAAGAGUCUUGGUGUAGUACAUGCCCAACAUGAGAUGGAGAUUAUCCGUUUGAGGGGAAUAAUCCAGGAGAUUAAGUGCACCGUUCGAGAUGCAAUUGUGGCGGAAGCGGCGGCCAAAGCCUUCCCAGAAAGAUUAGAGGAGGCGAAUGUGGAUGAACCGGCGGUUAUUAAGGAAGUUCGAGAGGAAGCCAUAUCCGUUUGCAAACUGAAACGCAGCGAUUUGCUUUCCCAGCUCCUAACAAUAGUGAGUUCCCAUUCGGAGGAGCUGCCAAGGACUCCGUCGAUUGCCUCCAUUGGCAGUGCCACCUCAUCGCUAUACGAACCCGGUAAAAUGGGCUUUAUGCCCACUCGACCCAAAGCCACACCAUUCGAUGCCUUCCGCAGUGAGGUCAUCGAUCAGGAACCGGAUCGCUCACUUCCCGAGGAUCUGCAGAAGGCAAAGAUGCAGGAUCGAUUGCACGGCAGGCAGCACGGCGACGAGAACUCCAUCAUUGAUGUGGAGUUCGGAACCACUCUGUAUGUGUCCUCCUCCCGCGAGGAUGACAUUGUCGAGGUGGAGGAGGAGCCGCUGGAGGAGCCGGAGGGCAGCAGCAGUUCCGUUUCCGUGAAGAAGGCGAGCAGCGAGGGCUCUGUUCCUCCGCCCGGAACUGCUCCACUCGCCCUUUCCGCUUCCUCGAAGGACAUCAAGCCACAGCAGAGCAUCGGUACCAUUGACACCCUCACGGGCACCUCCAAGCUGACUGGCAUCACCGAUGACGACGCCGGAGAGGAGGAGGACGGCGAGGAGGAGGAGGACUUCGAUGUCCAGUUCUUCUACUAGUUUCAUGUUUUCAAAUUCCUCAAAUUCAUGUUUAAUAUCUUGCCUUUGACUUUCGAUGAGAUUCAAAUAAAUAGCUGCAAAGUCAAAUAAAACAA
This is a messenger RNA of Drosophila ficusphila, 2005 nucleotides long. Its product is annotated as cilia- and flagella-associated protein 157. NCBI's taxonomy places the organism in Eukaryota, Metazoa, Arthropoda, Insecta, Diptera, Drosophilidae. Gene Ontology annotation, cellular component: ciliary basal body; cilium. The record is from RefSeq and is a predicted model, not a curated record. Bases 108 to 1910 code for a protein of 600 amino acids. Gene Ontology annotation, molecular function: microtubule binding. The transcript has a single exon.